Messenger RNA from Vanderwaltozyma polyspora DSM 70294, 1776 nucleotides. It is a transcript of the gene MET4, whose product is annotated as Met4p. The record is from RefSeq and is a predicted model, not a curated record. The transcript has a single exon. Gene Ontology annotation, molecular function: RNA polymerase II transcription regulatory region sequence-specific DNA binding; DNA-binding transcription activator activity, RNA polymerase II-specific. Gene Ontology annotation, biological process: regulation of transcription by RNA polymerase II. Bases 1 to 1776 code for a protein of 591 amino acids. NCBI's taxonomy places the organism in Eukaryota, Fungi, Ascomycota, Saccharomycetes, Saccharomycetales, Saccharomycetaceae. Gene Ontology annotation, cellular component: Cbf1-Met4-Met28 complex; nucleus.
AUGAACAAUAGCAAUCAUACUAAUAAUAAAAAUGGUAAAGAUUCAUUGACUCCAAAUUCUUAUAAUGCCCAAUUUAUAAAUAUUUUCGGUGCAGAUGAUGAUAUUUAUUCAAAUGAUAAUUUAACCCAAUCAACAAAUUUUAAUCAUAACACAAGUAUCAAUACUACCAUUGACAAUAAUAAUAGUCAUGCUGAUUUAUUAAACACUAAUAUUAACGAAAAUAAUAAUAAUAGUAGUAGUACUGGAACUACUACUGCCAAUACUUCUCAUAAUAUUAAUUCCGAAAUUACACCAAGUAUCCUGUUAGAACAACUAGCAUACGUUGAUAAUUUUAUAAAUUCAUUGGAACAAGAUUUCGUCAAUAUAGAUUCAUUAGCAACGCUGGAUCAAUUUGACACAACUGCCAAUGCAACGUUAACGUCAACUUCAGCAAAUGAUAAUAAUCAUAUUAAUAUGAACACUAUUAACAAUACAAAUGAAUUAGAGUCACUAAAUAUUUGGGGGUUCGAUGAAAGACUCGCGAGAGAACUAAGUGCUUUUGCUGAUGAUUCGUUUGUAUUUCACGAUGAAGAAAAACCGGACAAGAAAGUCGAUAGCGAUGAUGAUAGAAAUGACAACAAUAACAAUAAUAAUAAUAAUAAUAAUAAUAAUAAUAACAAUAGCAAUAGCAAUAACAACAACAAUAGCAAUAACAACAACAAUACUUCCAGUGGCAAGAAUAAUACUGAUGAUGAUGAUUUCAAUUCAGAGAUACCAAAAAGAGACGCGCAUUUCUUAACACAGAGAAGAAAUGAUUUUUUGAAAUCACAAUAUGAUAAUUCAAAAUUAAGAUUCUCUUCGAAAAAAAAUAAACUACCCUCAAACUCUAACAACGACGAUGAUAAUAUGGAAGAUUCUUUGAUAAAUUUGGGAAAUAAUCAAACAAGUUUCACUAAUUUCGAUGUUCCUCCUCCAUCAAAUUUACCACUUACUGAAAAUAAUAACACUUCUAAAAAUAAAUCCCCAGAAAUUCAUUUGCCCGAUUAUGAAUCGAUACCAACAUCUACUCUUGUUUCUUUACUGCCGAGAAUCAAGGUGCCAACGGCAGCUCAUAGAACAUUAAUAAAAGAAGGUCUUACUGAAGAACAAAUUGACAUAAUAUCAGUAUUAAUUGCAUACCAUGAACAGGAAAAGUUCAAGAAGAACAACUUGUUCUCAAACAUAUCUAACUUUGAUCUCAACUCAGAGAGUAUAAUGAAAAUGUUAUAUUCAGAUCCAACAAUAAAUUCUUUUAAAGAGAAUGGUUUAAUUUCAUUAUUAAUUAGUCUUGGGAAAAACUCUGAGAACAACUUGGCACAAACUGGGUCGAUCAACGAAUCGGUUCCUCACAGCGCUUCUUUCGACACAAUAAAUAAAGAAUCCAAUAAUGCAUUAUCUAUUGCAGGUACAAAAAGAUCAAAUUCAUUAGGUGAUUCAAUUUCAACCUUGAAUUCGACUACAAAGAAGGUCAAGAAAGAGAAUAUCAAUAAAUACAGUUCAAUAUCAAAAAAAUCACAUACCAAAAGAAAACUGAAAGAACAGGAACUAGAAUCUUCAGUUCAUGAAUUAAGUGAAUUGGCUGUUUCUUUACAACAGAAAAUCCACACUUUAGAAAUGGAAAACAAAUUGUUGAAAAAUUUAGUAUUAAAUAGUGGUAGAUUAGAAGGAACAGAAAAUGCAGAAACAAUUAAAAGAACUAUUUUAGAUAAUGCUAAGAAAAAGGUUGGAACUAGUUUAGAAAAUAGAAACCAAAAUUGA